UCUCUUCUCAUAUUGAUCUGCCUUACUUGGAUCUUAUGAGAAGAUAGAGCCGUGACAAACAUUUUGAGUAUCGAUUCACACCAAAGUUGACAGCAGAAUUCCAGAUUACACUCAAAAUCUUGAUUUUAGAUGUUGACACAGGCAUAGUUUAGACAGUUCUCAAUUCCUGCUAGUACGAUUUGGUCGAAGAAAACCUUUCUUUCUCAUAUUCUGGAUUCCUAGUUCAGAAAAUCAACCCUGAACUUCAACCAGAAAAUCACCGAAAGAGUGAGUGGUCAUUCAUUGAACUUUGCAUUAGCACAGAAGAACACCGGAUACAUUAGAAAAGAUCCGACAAGAUGAAGCUGAGUAUACUUUUGUUCAGCUCGAUAGCAUUACUUUUCUCAGUUGCGCAGGCGUCCAAGUUUUGGGACGACUUCUAUGUGAAUUUUGGACAUUGGAACGUAAACUAUCCUGGCAGAGACGUGGGCAACAUCGUGCAGUUGCAGCUCGAUGACACAUCUGGAUCUGGAUUCCGAUCAAACUUUCCUUACCUUUAUGGCCAAUUCUCCAUGAGGGUUAAGCUGGCUGGUGGUCACUCAGCCGGUACUGUGACUUCCUUUUAUAUGGCUUCGGUAUACGAGCAAUGGUAUGAGUUGGACUUCGAAUUUUUGGGCAACGUUACAGGGGAGCCAUACAUUCUUCAGACCAAUGUCUUCGUCGAGGGAGACGGCUAUCGAGAACAGGGUAUCUAUCUCUGGUUCGAUCCCACGGCUGACUAUCAUGACUACGGCUUCGUCUGGAACCACGAGCUCAUUCUCUUCACGGUGGACAGCCGCGUGAUCCGAGUUUUCCACAAUGCCAAGGACCUCGGAAUUCCAUACUUCGAGUAUCAGCCAAUGUACAUUUACUCCAGCAUCUGGAAUGGAGAGGAGUGGGCCACUUGCGGGGGUACCGUGAAGCCAGACUGGACCCAGCAACCUUUCGUUGCAUCAUAUACAGCUUUCAAUGUCUCGAACGCUUGUUCAGUGCAAAGCCUCUCGGGAGAACAAGCCAUGAACUCGUGCUACGAGAAGUUGCAUCAAAGUUCCUACGGUCAGGACCCAAACCUUGCCCUUUCCCAGAAGCAAAUCGAUGACCUUCGAUGGAUUAGGAAAAAUUAUCUAAUCUACGACUACUGCAAAACAACGGUGCACGAGAAGAUUGAAGGUGUGAAGAGCGAGUUCAAGCUCGCUCCCGAGUGUUCGAGAAACUGGCCUUGAAAUUUUGGCGACAUCCUUUUUAACCAUCCAUAAAAGAUGGAAGCAGGAAAAAUUAUUUGAAACCACCCAAGUAGCUUCUUUAGUGUGAUUAUUUGGUCUCUCCCCUGUAGAUUUUUUCCAAUUGAUCAACGCUGUACCUAUUUUUGUCCGACAAGACAAUAAAACGUGG
Messenger RNA from Marchantia polymorpha subsp. ruderalis, 1410 nucleotides. NCBI's taxonomy places the organism in Eukaryota, Viridiplantae, Streptophyta, Marchantiopsida, Marchantiales, Marchantiaceae. The record is from the annotation of a GenBank genome assembly.